Messenger RNA from Zychaea mexicana, 1053 nucleotides. RefSeq names its product chaperonin 10-like protein. Gene Ontology annotation, biological process: alcohol metabolic process. Gene Ontology annotation, molecular function: zinc ion binding; alcohol dehydrogenase (NADP+) activity. The transcript is spliced from 5 exons. The record is from RefSeq and is a predicted model, not a curated record. NCBI's taxonomy places the organism in Eukaryota, Fungi, Mucoromycota, Mucoromycetes, Mucorales, Lichtheimiaceae. Bases 1 to 1053 code for a protein of 350 amino acids.
AUGUCUGCUCAAGAUAAUACGUUCCAUGGAUGGGUCUGCAACGGCAAAGGCCAACCACUCGAGUGGCGCGAAUUAUCCUUGAAGAAGUUUGAAGAUGACGACCUAGAGAUCGAUGUCACACACUGCGGUAUCUGUGGCAGUGAUAUCCACACUUUAGAUUCGGGCUGGGGAUCUACAAACUAUCCUUGUGUUGUUGGCCACGAAAUUGUUGGCGUUGUAACAAAACUCGGCAAGAACGUAACUGAAUUUAAGGUUGGUGACCGCGUUGGCAUUGGUGCUCAGUGCGACUCUUGUGGUGAGUGCCACGAGUGUAAGAACGGUCAUGAAAAUAUUUGUCGUACUGGUAUGACUACAACAUACGAUGGACGUUGGAAAUGCGGCGACAAGACUUACGGUGGUUACGCCGAUAAGUGGCGCGGCAACAAGAACUUUGUAUUCAAGAUUCCUGACGACAUGUCUAACGAACUGGCUUCCACCUUUUUCUGUGCUGGUGUCACCACUUACUGGCCUUUGAAGAAUCAUGGCGUUAACGAACAGUCUCACAUCGGUGUCAUUGGCCUUGGUGGUCUUGGACACUUUACUGUAAUGUGGGCCAAGGCAAUGGGCGCAAAGGUCACCGUCUUUUCGAGCUCUGACCGCAAGCGUGAGGAUGCUUUUGUUCUUGGCGCCGAUGACUAUGUAGUCUCCAGCGACAGUGAGGCCGUUCUUGCUCGCGAUCGCCAGCUCUCACACUUGGUGUGCACUUCGUUUGGCAACAAUUUCGACUGGUUGCAGUUCCUCAGCAUGCUCGAACCCAACGGUGUCUUCAUCAUGGCUGCUAAUCCAGAGACUCCGCUCUCUAAUAUUCCCGCUGGCAUUCUGCUCAUGCGCCAGAUCUCGAUUGUCGGUACCGCUAUCGGCUCGCCAAAGACGAUCCGCAAAAUGCUCGAGUUUGCUGCCGAGAAAAACGUUAAGCCUUGGAUCGAAAAAUACCCCAUGGAAAAGGUCGUCGACGCUAUCCAAGAUUUGAGAGACAACAAGGCCCGCUACAGAUAUGUCCUUCAGCGUAACUAA